CUGCUGGUUAAAAGCAAAGAGACUGGGGCAUCAAAGCCAUAAUCGAUGCGGUGACUCACAGGAUUGCAACCCCAACUUUCAGCCCAGCAAAAACCGGAUUGCUGCCGGCCAAAGGGCAGAGCUUCUGAGGAAAACCCACCCAAAAUCUAGACUGGAAAUGGGGCAACCGGGGAAAGCCUCUUCCGGAAAGAGAAUGCAGCUUCCUGCUUCUUCUCAAAGCUAGUUCUUGCUUCCUCAUUCUCUAACCCAGAAGCAUACAGCUACAGGGUCUGCAGACACCCACCCUGCUCUGGGCAGAAGAUCUCCAAGAGCUUUGGGUGGUGAAGAUGUGCAAGGCCAGGCUACUGUUGCUCUGCCUUUGCUGCUUGGUGCCCUCCCUUGAGGGCACAAACCCGGGAUUUGCAGGCAGAAUCACCAAGAAAGGAUUGGAUUAUGCACGCCAGCAGGGGGUUGCAGCCUUGCAAGAGGCACUGGCCAAGAUCACCCUGUCUGAAUUCUCUGGCUCCUUCAGAGUCAAAGUGAUCGGAAAUGUCAACUACAAGUUCUACAGUCUGAAUGUUCGUCAGUUCCAGCUGCUCCACUCAGCAAUUGAACCCGUGCCGGGCCAGGGCCUCAGGGUCUCCAUCACCAAUGCUUUUGCUGAAUUGACUGGCCGGUGGGAGGUGAAGAAACGCUGGUUCAAGGAUGACGGCUCCUUUGACCUGAAGGUUGAGGGCAUCUCCAUCUCCGUAAGCUUGAAGCUGGGGAGUGAUGCUACUGGGAGACCGACUGUUACCACCUUGGAUUGCAGCAGCCACGUUUCCGACGUCGACAUUCACAUUUCGGGCAAACUGGACUGGCUGUAUAAUCUCUUCCACCGAAGCAUUGAGUCAGCUCUCAGGAGAGCCAUGGAAGGCAAGGUCUGUGAGACAGUGAGAAGCUCUGUUAGCUCCCAACUGCAGCCCUAUCUUUGCUCUUUGCCAGUCACAGCCAAAGUCGACCUCACCUCUAGCAUUGAUUACUCUCUGGUUGGGCCACCGGUUGCUACAAGCGAUUACGUGGAUGUGGGCCUGAAGGGUGAAUUCUUUUCCACCGCCCACCGUUCUCCAGCUCCUUUCCCACCACCCACCCUGUCUCUUCCGGUGGAUCAUGACCGCAUGAUCUACUUUGGAAUCUCCACUUUCUUCUUCAACACAGCCGGCAGGGUCUACUACAGAGCAGAAUCACUGACCUUCUGGAUCGUGGAUAACAUGGUUCCUAAGGAGUUUAAAAUCCGGCUGAACACCACCUCGUUCGAACCUUUCAUCCCACAGAUUAAGAAGCUAUUCCCCAACAUGCUCAUGAAGCUGCGGGUCUCACCUUCUUCGGCCCCAUCUCUGGCCAUCUCCCCUGAAGCCCUGUCGCUGACUCCUUUGGUCGACAUCCAGGCAUUUGCGAUUCUCCCUAAUGCUUCCUUAGCUCCUCUCUUCCUGAUUGGAGCGUCAACCACAAUUUCAGCCAAAGUUUCUGUCAACUCUACUAGCAUCUCUGGAAAACUAAAACUUGGCAGUUUGGCAUUUUCCUUAAAGCACUCAGACAUCGGGGCCUUUUCGGUACAAUUAAUGGCAUCCCUCAUGAACUUCUUUGCCGCCACCAUCCUAAUUCCUCAGAUGAAUGCCCGCCUGGCUGAGGGAUUCCCGCUCCCCCUCCUGGAUCAACUGCAGCUUGCCGACCCCGUUUUCCAGACUCACCAGGAUUUCCUGCUGUUCGCAUCAGACGUGCGCUAUGGAUAGAGAAGAUGCUGAGAACAAACAGAAAAAGAGGAGCGAACGGAGGAAUAUUGCCCCCACUUCUGGUUCUGCUGAGCGUGCAGUUUGGGGUGGGAAAUUCUCCAGGAACAGCUCUGUUAGCAUAGAAUUCCCCAACCUGCAGCCCUCGAGAGGUGUUGGGUGACAAUUCCCACAAUCUCUUGAGGCUUGGUGGAAGUUGUAAUCCCACACCUCUGGAGGGCACCAGGUUGGGGAAUGGUACUUCAGUGGGCACUUUCUUUACAGUAUUGCAAUGCUUCACUCCCCACCCUGCCCUUUUAGCUCUUCUGCAAGGUGGCCUGAGCCACAGGCGUUCCCCACUUGCCAACUGGGGGAGCGACAAGGAGGAGGGAUCCCUGAUGCUUUUCCGGUGUGCUGUCCCUGGAAACAGAGCAUGGGGUCAGGCGGGAUCCAGCUAGUGCGGGAUCAAGCCGAGCCAGAUUGGCAUUGGCCCAUGCUUCAAGCCGUUUGCAUCUUUCAACAACUUAAAAAAGCAAAACAAAGAAACAGGUGGAGACACAGAGGGAAGGUGAUGCACCCAGAAGGUGAUGCUUCUCCUCUCUGUCCCCAUGGGAUGGCAGCUGAUGUGCCAAGUGAAGGUGGAUUUUGCAUCUCAGAGUUGAAAAAGAGCCCUCCAAAAGGCCGGCCAGGAAACUCAGCCAGGUGGAGGUCCUGAGGGCCCAGGGACACACAAGAAAAUUUACUGUUUAAUGCUCGCCUGCUAGCAGACAAUACUAGAUGCUUGCCGUGAAGUUUCAAGAGGAUGUGCCAACAGCCCUGGGAUUGACUCAUAAAGUCCUUUAGGGCACCUGGAGGCCCUCCGGACCGUCUGCUGCCACCCACCAGGACGACCUUUCUCUCACCUGGCGUUUCCGAGAGGUUUGGGGGGCUGAGCCAGACAGGAUUGCUCCGGAGCUCACAUGGGCCCCCUCCUUGCCAGUGUUCUGGAAACUUUUAAAAUGGAGCUGUUUCUGGGGGAGGGUUUCCUGGAGUCUCUAUCCGAUGCCGUUUCUGGUUUAUCCUUUGACUUUUGUAGUGGCUAACAGUUGUUGUUAUUUCUGCGAUUGGUUUGAUUGGUUUUUAACCUCACUGGCAGAGAUCUUCCCGUUUCUGUUCAUCCAGCCUGCAAACUGCCAAAUCGGCCUCUUUGAUUGCGUGGGGGAGAAGUAUUGCAAAUAACCACCUAGAGAGCUUUUUCCCGUGGGCGGUUCAAAAAUUCUAAAUAAAGAAAUAAAU
Candoia aspera is the source of this 3002-nucleotide messenger RNA. RefSeq names its product bactericidal permeability-increasing protein-like. The transcript has 15 exons. Bases 327 to 1751 code for a protein of 474 amino acids. The record is from RefSeq and is a predicted model, not a curated record. Gene Ontology annotation, biological process: defense response to Gram-negative bacterium; innate immune response; lipopolysaccharide-mediated signaling pathway. Gene Ontology annotation, molecular function: lipopolysaccharide binding. NCBI's taxonomy places the organism in Eukaryota, Metazoa, Chordata, Lepidosauria, Squamata, Candoiidae.